This is a messenger RNA of Contarinia nasturtii (swede midge), 1239 nucleotides long. RefSeq lists its product as uncharacterized. The record is from RefSeq and is a predicted model, not a curated record. NCBI's taxonomy places the organism in Eukaryota, Metazoa, Arthropoda, Insecta, Diptera, Cecidomyiidae. The transcript has 3 exons. Bases 268 to 1002 code for a protein of 244 amino acids.
UUUAAAAUUCAUACAGAUUUUAAUAAAUGAAGAUAAUCAACAUCAAAUUGCAAUAACUAAUAAAAUAAAAGAGGUUGUUAGCAAUCAUUAUAUUUUGUUCAAUUGUGUGUAAAAGGCAACAAGCUUGAAAAAAAAUAAAAAGAUUUCGCAUCACUGGAUUUUGAUUGAGAUAGUGCAUUUGUGCAGACUUUAGUGAAGACAUUGUGGAUAGAAAAAAUAAAAGAGCAAACAUAAGUAAGCGGAUAUUUGUGCAAAAUAAAAAAUAAUAUGUCAGGAAAUUUUGUAUUUGUUGCCCGAGAGGAAGGUGGCGAACCCAUGAGGUUCCCAUUGGGAGAAGAUGGAACCGUGUCAUUUUCAACUUUGCGGGCAAUGUAUCCACGGGUAAUUUGCCUCGUGUACCGCAUUGAAGACGAAAAUUUCAUCAGUGUGGUUCCUGUAAAUGAAAGCGGCUUUCAUCCACCGCAUGACGGGUGGGGGCAGAGAAUUUACUGGUGUAUAUUCUCUGAAGAGGACCGAAACAACAAACGAAAAUGUGAUGCAACAACAUCGGUGUCUUCAGUUGCCAAAGCCAAUCGACAAGAAAUAACACCGGAAACGCUGACUGGUGUGAUUGAUCAGAUCGAUCGUUCAGAAGCUGCAACGCCAACCAUGUCAAACAACCAACAUGAACGAGAGGCUCAGUACACAUUAACAUCAUCCCCUACAAUGAUAUAUGUUACAGCUUUAUCAAGAAUAGGAUUUAAUUGGGAGAGAAUCUUUUUCAAAUUAGGUUUGGCAUUGUUCACUGUUAUCUUUGCAGUUGUUUUGAAUGCAGUUAAUAAAGACCUUGAGAAGCAUAUUACCACAUUCAAUACUUUCGUAACUAUGUUCGCAUGUGUCGGGUCAUGUUUAUGUGGUUUGGAUAUUGUCUACUUGAAUCGGGGAAGAAUCAAGGAACCCGUGGCAAAUCGAUGGAGAAAAUUCCGUGGCGUAAAUGGAGAACAAUCCGCCACUCAUGAAUGAAAAAAAAAUUAUGUUAUCCAAUUCGUCAAAAAAUCUGAUUUUUUCUAUUUUUCAGUACUUUUUGUAAUGUUACUUUGAUUACUUCGUUAAUGUUAAUCCGAUGAAUGUGUUACUAUGGACAAAACGAAAAAAUUGUUUGAUUCAUUUCGAUUUUAGAACUCAUUUGUUUGGAAAAUUUUCUAAGCGUUCUCUCUUACUUUGUAAUCCAAACUUUAAAAAAAAUUAGUAGUAAAAUAA